ACAGGCACAUAACUCAAGUGUUACGUGCCGGGACGGCAAUCCCAGAACGGCGGAAUACCGCGCCGCAGAAUCAAGCCUGCGUUUGAGUGAAAAUCUACGCCUAGUCCGAGUAAAGCUCUGACCGGCUGCGCCCGUCUAUGGACUUGCAAUACAUUGAUCGGAAACACGGCGCUGCACCACGCCUGGUGCGCGAGACGGUCGAACUGUGGUAAAGCUGUGAAUAAUUGAUCUAGUGCGAAACACGAGUGGGAAAAAAUGGGAGACGUGCUGAGUAUAUGCAGCGGCCCAUCAUUACCAACAGACGCAACUGCCGAUGUACAUAGGUCAUCGGGAGGGCGCUCUCGCGAGAUACAAGUAGGCCCCAUAUAUCCACUGGAGACGAAUAUCCGUGGCCUAGUAGCCCCUCCCUCCUCGCACGACCGCCAGCGCGAGUCAUCAUCCGAUGCGCCUGCAGCACACCAAGCCUCCACAGCGGCGGAGCCUCUGGCCGGGACUCAUCCUGCCGAAGAAACGAAUAAAGCGCAAGACAACAUACGGUACUCGUUUUACAAGAGCGCGCGGCGAGAUCCGGCAGCUACUCACAAAGCAGCUUCAGUCAAUUUCCGGCAAGGAAACCGCCGCAAUGAAAUGGACCGCGGAGUCUUUCUACACUCACGUCGCCAAAGAGUACGCUGUGUGCCUCGACGGCUGGCCGCAGCAUCUCGUCUUUGCGAAUCUCAGUGAUGUCCCGGGCGGCAUCGCCAUGUUACAGGAUCUCCUCAGCCGCAUCCACCGCGGUGUUCUCGUGUUCACAAAGCUCUCAGAGGACGAGCAUAAAGCACUCACCGUGCAGAGUGCUGCUCCAGGAAAGUUUACGCCGCGUCCACCCCGGGCUCAACGGCGGGAUUAUGGUGUACAGCGCGUGCCGCCCUGGCUCCGACUGUCGAGGCCGCCCCGGAAGGUCUGCGUGGGCCCCAAGAGUAGCGAGUAUGUCGAAGACUCGGACGCGUAUGAUUCCGAGGUUGAGGAGAUCGAGAGUGUUGCGGGGGUGGCUGAUGACGGUGGUCUAUCGGAGAUUGAGAGCGCGUCGGGAUUUGAUGACUGAAUGUUACUGUGGAAUUGAAUGU
Molecule: messenger RNA, 1106 nt
Organism: Rhodofomes roseus
Lineage: Eukaryota; Fungi; Basidiomycota; Agaricomycetes; Polyporales; Fomitopsidaceae
Exons: 3
Coding region: 443-1084 (213 amino acids)
Source: RefSeq, a predicted model, not a curated record